AUGAAGGCCCUGCUCCUAAUGGCCGUACUCGGCCUGGUCGCUGCCCUGUCCUUGGCCCAGGAGGAGCAGGACUUUUCAGGGACCUGGUAUGUGAAGGCCAUGGUGACAGGCAAGGACGUGCCAGAGGAGAAGAGGCCCAGGAAGGUGUCCCCCGUGAUAGUGACAACCCUGGAAGGUGGGGACAUGGAAGUCACGAUCACCUUCAUGAAGCAGGAUCAGUGCCACCAGAGGAAAAUGCUGAUGCAGAAAACCGAUGAGCCCGGCAAGUUCCACGCCCAUGAGGGCCAGAAGACGGUCUAUGUGCAGGAGCUGCCGGGGACGGACCACUACGUGUUCUACUGUGAAGCCCAGCGCCAUGGGAAGCUGUUCCACAUGGCAAAGCUCAUGGGUAAGGAUCCUGCUACAAACCCAGAGGCCCUGGAAGAAUUCAAGAAAUUCGUGCAGCGCAAGGGGUUCCUGGAGGAGGACAUCUUCAUGCCCACACAGACGGUUUGGGGCCUGAGCCACCUGCACGUAGGGGGCUCGUCUGUGGAGGACCACCACCUGUUUUACUGUGAAGGACAGUUCCAGGGGGAAGAAUUCAGAAUAGCCGAGCUCAUGAGUAAGAAUCGAGACAUAAACCAGAAGGCCCUGGAGGAAUUUAAGGAAUUGGUUCGGCGUAAGGGACUCUCAGAGAAAGACAUCUUCCUGCCCGUGCAGACAGGUACCCCGUGA
Messenger RNA from Propithecus coquereli (Coquerel's sifaka), 714 nucleotides. It is a transcript of the gene OBP2B, whose product is annotated as odorant binding protein 2B. NCBI's taxonomy places the organism in Eukaryota, Metazoa, Chordata, Mammalia, Primates, Indriidae. The transcript is spliced from 8 exons. Gene Ontology annotation, molecular function: small molecule binding. Bases 1 to 714 code for a protein of 237 amino acids. The record is from RefSeq and is a predicted model, not a curated record.